Messenger RNA from Colias croceus (clouded yellow), 6835 nucleotides. It is a transcript of the gene Atg9, whose product is annotated as autophagy-related protein 9A. The record is from RefSeq and is a predicted model, not a curated record. NCBI's taxonomy places the organism in Eukaryota, Metazoa, Arthropoda, Insecta, Lepidoptera, Pieridae. The transcript has 15 exons. Gene Ontology annotation, biological process: protein localization to phagophore assembly site; autophagy of mitochondrion. Gene Ontology annotation, cellular component: phagophore assembly site; autophagosome. The coding region runs from base 359 to 2608 and encodes 749 amino acids.
AAAUGGAAUUUUCUUUGUUUUACUGAAUUUAGGAAUAGGAACUGUCAUUCAUUCCCUUCUGGUUUAUUUUCGUCAUUUGGUUAGUUCAUUAUUUUUUCAUAAACAUUCUGAUGAUAUUUCCUAAAUUUUAGGUAACCGUGAGUUAGAUUUAAUUAAUUAAAUUUAUGUGACUUAUACACAUGUGUUCUAUAUAUAAUUUUAAAGUUAUCAGAAAUAAAAUUUGUUGUAUUAUUAAAGAAACUGCGUUUUUAAAAGUUUUAUAUUUUUCUGGGCCAAAGUCAAGAAUGUGUAGACAGUAAGUGGCCUCUUUGUAUAAAAAUUAGACGUAGAAAUAUUUUUAAGUGUUUCAAAGAGUCGUAUGAAAAUGACUCACUUUAGACGUGAUAUUACGUAUAGUGCAUUAAACAACGAAUUAGUUCCACCAUUAGCAACAUCAGCUGAAAAUUCAAAUGCUUCUCCUACUGUGAUAUCUCUAGAUCCCGAACAUGAUGACUCCACCAAUGUUAUAAUUCACAAAGUACCACAAACUAAGGGAGGAUGGAAUCACAUACACAAUUUAGACUCCUUUUUUACAAGGAUGUACAGAUAUUAUGUACGAGGUGGUUUCUAUCCAAUGAUUAUGUCAGAUUUCUUUUAUUUGAUACAAUUUAUAUUUAUUGUAUGGUUUUCCACAUUUUUGGUAUAUUGUGUAGAUUAUCCAAAAUUAUUUAGGAAUGAUCCUAAUGCAAACAGGAGUGAGAAACUUAGUUUAAGUGAUGUCAUACUGCCAACUUCAGAGUGUGUAAGCUGUAUAUCAUGGGAGUGGUGGUGUCUCAUAGUACUGUGUUCUAUUAUUUGGCUUAUGAGGCUUUUUAUAUCAAUGUAUCAUUUAUAUUAUGCUUAUGAUACAAAAUUAUUUUAUAAUAAUGCUUUAAGGAUAAAUGAGAAUGACUUAGCCUGGGUGAAUUGGACUACAAUUCAAGAUAGAGUCAGGGAAGCCCAGUCUGAACACCACAUGUGUGUUCAUAAACAGGAAAUAAAUGAGUUGGACAUUUAUCAUAGAAUACUCAGAUUUAAUAAUUAUAUGGUGGCAAUGGUUAACAAGAAUUUAUUACCUCUGCAAAUACAUGUGCCUUGUGUUGGAGAUUUCCAUUAUUUAUCAAGAGGUCUUAAGUGGAAUUUGGAGUUUCUUUUAUUUUCUAGUCCAUGGAGUCCUUGGGAGAAUUGCUGGCAGCUACGCUCAAACUACAAGGAUCCAACCAAACGUAUGAUGCUCGCUCGACAGUUGGAAAGGCAGAUCAUGUUACUCGCGCUGGUCAAUCUCGUACUCGCACCGCUGAUACAGGCCUGGCAGAUAUUGUACUUCUUCUUUAAUUAUGCGGAGUUAAUAAAAAGAUCACCAGGAUCGUUAGGACUCCGCACAUGGUCUCUGUACGCAAGGAUAACGUUGCGGCAUUUCAACGAAUUGGAACACGAACUACGGGACCGGUUGAAUCGUGCCCACAAACCUGCUACUAAAUAUCUGGCCAGUUUUAGUUCACCUAUAACCACGGUUAUUGCUAAGAAUAUCGUGUUCUUAUCGGCGAGUGUUCUGGGUGUGUUGGUGGUGCUCUCGGUGUAUGAUGAAGAUGUCCUGACGGUAGAACAUGUGCUCAGUAUUAUCACUAUACUGGGCUGCAUACUUGCUGGAGCUAGGGCGCUAAUAGGAGACGAGGACCACUUGGGCGGUGGUUGUACGGGCCCGGCGCGAGGCGAGGAACUGUUCGUGCAAGUGCUCGGGCACGUGCACUACUUGCCCGCCGCGUGGCGAGGCCGCGCGCACACCAAGGACGUGGCCGCGCACUUCCAGCAGCUGUUCCAGUUCCGAGCGGUAUACAUAAUAUUCGAGCUACUGAGUCCACUAUUAUGUCCUCUGGUCUUGUUCUCACUCCGCACUCGAGCGCUAGAUAUCGUGGACUUCUAUCGGAAUUUCACCGUCACCGUGCUCGGUAUUGGCGAUGUGUGCUCUUUCGCUCAGCUUGAUAUAAGACGUCAUGGUCACCCAGAUUGGCAGACUCCAUUGAAGUACGACAAACUGAAGGCUGGCAACACUCAAUAUAACCAAGGCGAGGGUGGCAAGACGGAACUAUCAUUGGUCGCGUUCUCAUGUAGACACCCGGGAUGGCAACCCGCUGAACCGGCGCAAAGACAAUUCUUACGGUCGCUGAGACAGAGCAUGCAUCAUGCUAUACCGAGCAAUAAUGGAUUGAAUAGGACAAUGUUGGGAUCAUACAUACAACAGAGUAUAUUUGGCGUGAACACACCUCUACCAGCUGUUCUCUCGUACUACCAGCAACAUAAGACCCAGUACAGAUUACCGGAUAUGGACGAGACGAGCGACGAGGAGGAGGGCUUGUCGCGCGCGUCGGUGGCGGGCGCGGGGUCGGCGCUCGGCGCCAGCGCGCUCGGGCUGGAGCCGGCCGCCGAGCCGCCGCCCCACGAGACGCGCGACAUGUCCGUCAGCGCGCUGCACCUGUACGACCUGCACCUGUCGCAGGGUGGCGGGAACGUGUCCUGCUGCACGAACAACUGCAGCGAACGGCGGUCGCGCUACGUGAGCGGCGAGCAAACUCCUCUACUGCGCCCAUAACGAUGGUGUUUAUCGCCCCUCGAUAGACCGGUCUGGGUCUAGCCCUGGGUAUAACGUGCCGCUGUCUAGUGUCGGUCGGGAAUGUACGGAUUGUGGGUGAAGGAAGCUGUUCACCUGCUGAGAAAUAUAGAUAGAACACAUAACAGAUAGGACAAGGUAUAAGACUUGGGAUGGCUUUUUGCAGCAGUUUGUUUUAUUGUGCCUUAUUCGGGACGGUUUGUCAAAGGUGUGCAUAGAAAUAUGUUGAGUAGUAUGCUCAUUGCAAUAAAAACAUGUAAUGGUUACAUUUCGUUUGCAAUAAAUAUGUAACUAUUACAUAAGUACUAUCUUUUAUGUGUAUGUCUUGUGUAUACUAUGGAAAUGGAAUGCAAUAACUGAUAAAUUUUCGUAGUAUGCACUCAGUAAUGUGUGGACAGCUUCCAAAACCAAAGUAAAGGUGCCGUAAUAUUUAAUGGAGCAAUCAUAUUUCCAAAAAUAAUCCGAUUUAAUUUAGUUUUAAUGUAAUUUUAUUUUUAUUUUUAUAAAUUAAGGAGCUAAAGAUACCAUCAACAAUGUCAAUUGUGUUCAUUCAUUGUAAUUGAAGAAAAAGUUAAAUUAGGUUUAAUUGUUAUAUUAUUUUCGAGGAUUACUGUUCACAAGUGUCGUGAAAAUUACUUGGAAAAAAUGUUAAGUGCCUAAAUAUAAUUGCAAUAGCGUUAUGAAAUUGGAAAUGGAUAUAUAACUUUUAUUAUAUUGUUGGUUAACUCUCGUGAACAGUAAUCCUUAUUUUUACUUAUAAUUUUAUAUUAUUUUUAAGAUACAUACACUUAUUUCAGAUGUUUAUUAAAAUUAUAUCAAGUAUUAGUACAUAUAAAGUUGUAUAGUUGGAAAUUGAAACUUAAAUAAAAGACAAAAAAAAGGUUUUGGUGUAAGGUCGGUUAGGUGUGAAUAGACAGUUAACGUGCGCACUUUAAUAUAUCCAGGGUUUGCCAUUCAUUGACACAUAUUUUAUAAAGCUGUACAUUCAUGGUGUUUUCAUGGAAUAAGAAAUACUUGCUCUUUCUAAUAUAAAAAUGUUGUCAAUGAAAAGCUCACGAGGGGCUCCUUGUUCAUAAUUAAAUAUGUAAUGAAUGUAACUGACAAAUAUUUUUUCUGAUUUCUUAAUAAAAGUGAUUCAAUUUCUGAAUUACCAAUGAGGUAAUGCAAAAUCGAAUCGCGUAUUACAUAAUAUAAUAAUCAGAAACAAAAUUAGUCAACCAAUAAUUAGUUUAACGUAUAAAUUUAAGUAGUAUCACGUCUAAAGCAGUCAUUUGUAUUAACGCACAUAAGUUUUUUAUCAUAAAAACGUAUAGUGAGCGAUUUUGUAAAUAUUUACGAUAAUAUUUUGUAUAGAGUUUUUAAAUUUCUAAUAUCUAAGAUACUUUAAAAAAAUAUUUUUAGCCGUUCAUCAGCCUUUUUAACGGUUUGUUUUUAAUGUAAGUGUGUAAAUCGUCUAGUGAUUGCUAAAUUGUAAAAUUGCAUCGAAACUUAUAUUUUUGCCGCAAAUUUUAAAUUCUAUUCAUCCGUCUAAUAUUUACAUUAUACCGAUUUUAAUCUCUUAUUAAAUUGCGGAAGCAAUAAGCUCUAAGUAAAGCUCUAUUAAUUAAUAAUUGUUUAAUACACAUGCGAGUGACGUUGGGUACAAAUAAAAGCUACCGUGUACCAAAUACCAAUAUGUAACGCAACGCCUUCAUACCUUCAAAUUAAACAAAAUAUCAAAAUUAAUCAAGUUUAAUAAAAUAAUUGCAUUGGUAUUCUCAGAUUGUUAAAAAAAAACAAAAGAAAAAUAAUAAUUCGUCAUUAUCUCGUUAGUAAUACAAUUUUUCAAAUGCUCAAGCAAACAUGGCUUCUACAGUCAUCAUAAGUGAUAUAGCGGUCGGUGAAGUCACAUGUUGCUUUCUUUAAUACAUCGAAAGAAGAACUUUCUACAAAAUAUAUGCGGGUCAUAUAUGUCAUAUAAACAAUAUUGGAUAUGGUACUUAUAUAAUACCAUAUGCACAUUUACGUGUCAAAGAUAAAGUAGUGCAUGAAUGGCCGCCUUACAACUGUUUUAAGCCUCAUAAUAUUAACAAUAGCUUGCAAUAAUGUUACGUAACAUAAAAAUUAUUUACAAAGAACGGUAAAAGGCGUGGAGCGGUACAGUGUGUAGGUUGACCUUAAAUAUUUUCGGAAGUAAUAAUUUAUAAUUUAUGAAAAUAUAUUAGCUCGUUAUAAUCUCGAUUAUUGAGGCGAGCGAUCUGCUAAUAUUUUGUCAUAAUUAAUCAGUUUGACAUUUACAAAUUUUAGUAUUGCAAUAAUAUCAUGUGUGACCGGUUUUAGGCAAAUAUAAUAAUAAAUAUGCAAAUAAUUUUAGCUCGCACCUAAAUAUAGGCCUCAAAUAUUGCUGCCAUUUACUUCAGCACUAUAUCACUUACAAUAGCAAUAAUCAGCAAUAAAUAAACCAAAACCCCCAGCAAUAAUAAAACUAAAAAUACACAAUCUUAUUCCAUGUACAUAUAUCCAAAAAAAUUUUAAUCCACGGUCGUGUUAAAUUUUAAUACUAAUAACUCUUUCACAUCUGAUUAUACGUAUAAGUAUGCGAUAUAAAUAUUUCUACAAAAUAAUAAACCGGUUCUGCACGAAAAAAAUUACAUCAGCCGUAAUAAAAUUAAUUGGACUCUUAUUAAUUAGUGACAAAACGAAAACCUGCUCUAGCCUUCAUAGGAUAUUUAGGAUUAUAUUUUCUCAAUAUUUUUAAAUUUUUAACACGUCAUGGUGACAUUUGCAAAUUCGUAGUAUUUUUAUAAAGUUUAUUGAUAUAUUUGAAAUUUACAGUUUGAUCUGAAAUAAAUAAAAAGUAGUGAGAGUAGUAAUAACAAGUUUGAUAAAAUAGAGCUACCUCAUUGACGUUUUAAUCGUCUUCUUUGUUUCAAAAUUUAUGAACGACUUGUUCAUAAUAGAAUCGAUACAUCUACAAUUAUGAUCUAAGGGCAAUACAUUAUGCAAUAUAAUAUACAAUAUACAUAAAAGUAAAAAUAGAAAGAAAUUACUACAGAAACUUCGUAUGAAAGUGCGUAUAAAUAAUAUGCGAAUCUCUUAACACACAGAUUUUCACGUUAUGAUAUUUAACAGUUUAGAUGUUUUGCAAUCAAUAAUUUUGUGUAUUCCAUGCUUAUUUUUCACCAGUGCUUUUUGAGAUGGAUGGAUUAAAUUAUAUAAAUUCUAAUAGUACAAUCAAAACGAAGAAAUUAGAAUAAUCUGUACUCGGUAUAAUGUAUAGAUUUUCAUGCUACAGUAGUUCUCGUUAGUAUUGCUAGACUCUAGAUUAAGUACGGAAUUGAUUAUAUUUUAUACGUAGACACAAUAAAAAACAAUCUACGUCCCUGUUUUAAUGAUUCAAUAAACUUCUAUUUCUGUAUUAAUAAUUAUUUAAAUGCUUUGCGGAAAUUAAAGAACUGUAUAACAUCUAGGAAUGGAGGGAACCAUCCCUUCAGGGGUUUAUGAAGAAACUACAGUCGUAGUAAAAUGUUGGAUGAUAAAUAUAAAAUACUAGAUAAUUAGAUUAUACAUAUAUAUUAUAUUUUUUGUCAAUAUAACGCGAUUUUAGUGUAGUUGUAAACCUGCGGUACAAUCUUGAGAAAUUCACUAGGAUAAGCUGUUAUGAUAGGUAUUUUUUUUUGAUAUUUUAAUAAUCGAAAAAAUAAGCAAGCAUAAUUGAAUUAAUUCGUUAUGCCUAUAAAAAUCUUAUGAAAAAAAAAAAUAUAAUUAGGUUACGAUAACCGAUUAGUGAGAGUAAUUGGUAAUAAUCUUGUAAUGUUAUCUUAUAUAUCAUUGUUAAUAUAUAUUUGUGAUAAUAUUAAAAGUGAAUUAAAAUAUAUACUUUAUCUCAUAGCGACUAAUUAUAUUUAUUCUGUUAUAUUUAAUAAUUAUUCAACUUAUUAGAAUACUUAUAUAUCUUAGUCACUGAAAGCAAUCGUGUCUAAAAUAUAAUAUGCAGACCUGUGAAAGUGUGAGUUUGGAUCACACACAAACACACACAUGCGCAUGACACAAACACACAUAUUAUUGGCAUACGAACUUAAAAUUACCUUUAUUUUGUCAAAAGGUUGUGUUUCAAACUCCUUAGUUGUUUUAGUUUAAUUUAUACACAAAUUAGAGGUUUAUUUAUAUUCUAUCAAUACUUUUUCUCAAUCAGCUUUGGAUUUGUCAGUCGAUCGAUGGUAUUUUUUU